Xenopus laevis (African clawed frog) is the source of this 1293-nucleotide messenger RNA. Its product is annotated as sulfotransferase family cytosolic 1B member 1. The record is from RefSeq and is a predicted model, not a curated record. The transcript has 8 exons. Bases 122 to 997 code for a protein of 291 amino acids. Lineage: Eukaryota; Metazoa; Chordata; Amphibia; Anura; Pipidae.
GCCAGCUCUAGAUUGCCACUGAUCUGUCAGCCCCACUUCUCUCUCCUCAGCAGUGGCCCAUUGCUGAUCUGGACGUUCUGCAUUUCAGUCCCAUCGCUCCCGCUGCCUCUACGUUUGAAGAAUGGAGUUAUGGCAACGCAAGGACUGGGUGGAUGUCCAUGGAAUUCCCAUGAUUGCUGCCUUUUCCUCAAACUGGGGGCGAAUCGAGAAUUUCCAGGCCAGAGACGAUGAUCUUGUCAUAUGCACUUACCCCAAGUCAGGUACAACGUGGAUCAGUGAAAUUGUUGAUGUGGUUCUUAGAGAUGGGGACACAGAAAAGAGCAAGCGAGACGCCAUACACAUCAAGGUGCCAAUGUUGGAAUUUACUGCUCCUGGACAAGUACCGGCAGGUUCUCUGGUGUUAGAAUCUGUCCCCUCUCCCCGUAUCAUCAAGACCCAUCUCACCGUGUCUCUCCUGCCUAAAUCCUUCUGGGAAAAGAAAUGCAAGUACAUUUAUUUGGCGAGGAAUCCAAAGGACGUAACGGUCUCAUUUUAUCAUUUCGACAAGAUGAAUCAGUUACACCCAGAGCCGGGAACGUGGGAACAGUAUCUGGAGAAGUUUAUGCAGGGGAAAGUGGCCUACGGACCAUGGGGUCUUCAUGUGAAAGAUUGGUGGGAACUGAGGAAGAAACAGAACGUGCUGUACCUGUUCUAUGAAGACAUGAUUGAGGACCCCAAGCGUGAAAUCCGGAAAGUGAUGUCAUUUUUAGGGAAGGAUCUGCCAGAUCUGGUUGUGGAGAAGAUCUGCCAACACACGUCCUUCAAGGCCAUGAAGGAGAAUCCAUUGACCAACUACUCGUCCGUUCCUUCUGCCGUGAUGGAUCAAUCUAUCUCCCCUUUCAUGAGGAAAGGGAUCGCAGGUGAUUGGAAGAACCAUUUCACUGUGGCCCAGAGUGAGCUAUUUGAUGAGUAUUAUGAUCGAGAGCUGGCGGGAACGGAGUUAUCCUUUCGAUUCUAGGACUGGGGUUGGCCCUACCACAAGCAAGGGCUGUCCAGCAGUAAAGCUUCCCAGACAGAGCAGGACACAUGGUCACCACCAGACAGAGACUCAUUUAGAUCAGUGUAGGUAUAUCCAGACUUAUAAACUGAGCCUCGUCCUAUUUACCCUACAUGCGCACAAAUCAGCCCCACAGAUCAGAAAACUUUGCCUUGUGAUUACUGCUCCAUGAAGACGGAGGUAUUUGGGGAGCAAGGGGAUGGAUUGGGCACUAAUGUUUGGAGAAAAACAAUUUCAAUAAAGAUGUAGAAAUACAA